AUGCUCGACUACGAAGCCAUUCCAGGCACCAUUCCUCUCGUGGACAGCUCGCAAUCUGACAUUGUUCUCCACCCUACUCCCUCAUGUCACCCCGAUGAUCCUCUCAACUGGUCCUACAGACGUAAACUACUCAGCAUGUUCUGCAUGGUCACGUAUACCGUUGCUGUGGCUGUCCCCUCUGCCUCCAUCUACUCGGUUCUCACCCCCAUCUCUCAUAGCACAGGCCUCCCUCUGGCGACUCUCAACCAGGGAACAGGCUACAUGUUUUUGUUCUUUGGCCUUGGUUGUAUUAUCUCGCAACCUCUUUCUCAGCAGUUUGGCAAACGACCCGUAUACCUGGUUUCAGUGCUAGGAACCGCUCUCAUUCAGCUGUGGGCUCCCAAUGUGACUUCUUCAGGCCAGUGGAUCGGCUCCAAAAUCGUCCAGGGGUUUUUGGGAGCCUCUGUCGAGUCGCUGGGUGAAGUCACGGUGGCUGACGUGUGGUUUGAACACGAGCGAGGCCGCUGGAUGGGCGUCUAUGGCUUUGCCCUCAUGUUUGCAUCAAAUAUUGCUCCUGUAGUGGCAGGUUUCAUCACCCAGGGAAUGAACUGGAAAUGGGUGCUGUACUGGGGAGUUAUUUUUGACGGCGUGGCAUUUGUUUUCCUCUUCUUCUUCUUUGAAGAGACCAACUUCCCCAGAGCAAAGUACAUGCCUAGUGUGGAGGAGACAUCUGAAACCGAGCAAGCCUCCUUUACUGAAAAGUCCCCAGCUUACGACGACGAGAACGAGCCCACCUUUGAGAAUGAUUCACAUUCAUCUAUGCCACGGGACUCCGACAAACCACGUGACAUGGAUCUGGAAAACACAGCUCCUUCCGGAAUUGUGUAUGAAAAGAAAACCUUUGUGCAGAAACUGGCGCUUUUGGACGAACCGAAACCCAUGAUGCUAUGGACCAUGAUCAAACGACCGUUCAUUAUUUUUGUGCGAUUCCCCGUCAUCGUCUACUCUGGGUUUCUCUGCGGAACAGGUCUCAUUUGCUUCAACAUUUGCAACGCUACCACCUCGUAUGUGCUCUCCAACCCUCCCUACAACUUCAAGGCGUCCAUGGUCGGCCUAUGUUACAUUUCGCCGUGUGUGAUUGUGUUUCUGGCCUCCUUUUACGGAGGAUACAUGUCUGAUCUGCUGCGAAUGAAACUCGCCAAGCGAAACGGCGGUAUUUCCGAACCCGAACAUCGACUGUGGGUGCUGUUGGCCUACCUCAUUCUGUGUCCUCCAGCUCUCAUUCUGUGGGGAAUUGGAGCGGCAGAAGGUAUCCACUGGUUCCCCAUUGUGCUAGGAAUGGGGCUAGUCAAAGGUCUGGGAACUCUCACCUCCAUUUGCGCCCUCAACUAUGCCGUGGACAGUUAUCGAGAGAUUGCCUCCGAUUCCAUGGUGGUGGUCAUUCUCAUCCGAAACCUCAUGAGUUUCGGUCUGUCGUACGGAAUCACGCCGUGGUUCAUGAACGAGGGUCUCAAAAAGUGUUUCGGAGAGGCCGCUGGAGUCUCCUUUGGCUGCUGUGUCACCAUGUUCAUUUUCAUCAAGUGGGGCAAACAGAUGCGAAACUCCUCCAAGAAGAUCUACUGGAGGUUUGUGCAGGAGAGCAUCGACAACGGAGCGAGUCAUUAG
Molecule: messenger RNA, 1644 nt
Organism: Yarrowia lipolytica CLIB122
Lineage: Eukaryota; Fungi; Ascomycota; Dipodascomycetes; Dipodascales
Biological process (GO): transmembrane transport
Cellular component (GO): plasma membrane
Molecular function (GO): transmembrane transporter activity
Source: RefSeq, a predicted model, not a curated record